Messenger RNA from Cuscuta epithymum, 3108 nucleotides. Lineage: Eukaryota; Viridiplantae; Streptophyta; Magnoliopsida; Solanales; Convolvulaceae. The record is from the annotation of a GenBank genome assembly.
UGUUCAGAGGUCCAAGACACCGCCCCCAUGCCGGGCCUGGUCCGCAAGGCUCAAUUUGGCCACCCUGGCCCACUUGGGCUUACCUCGGCCCAUUUCCGGCCCGUUAGAUUAGAGAGUUUUCCCCUCCUCCUUCUAUAAAUAGAGAAGAAUGCCUCCUAUUUGAGGAUCUCUCUUCUGGCUCUCCUUCUCCAUGUAUUACUUUUCUUCUUCCUCAUUGAUAGUUAGCUCACAAACUCCAUUAAUCGAGGUUCCAAUCUUGUACUAUGUAAAAUGGUGAGGAGAGCAUAUUAAUGAGAAAAGGCGGGCUUGGACGUUAGCCUAAAAAGUCCCGUGAUUUUCUCUCUUUUCGGGUUUCCACGUAAAAAUAGCUAGUUCAUACACUUUAUAUUUAUUCUUUACUUUAUACCGAAUCCAUCGUCCUUAAUAUCCGAAGUUUAUGUUGGGCUUCCGGAUCUACAGGACAAAACCUCAACAUUGGUGCCGUCUGUGGGAAACAGAUCAAAAAGCAUAAGAUAACAGCUACCCAAUUAGCUAUACACGGAUUAUUUAGGCCAAAACAAUCGAAUGACUAGAUGCGAAAAUAGAUGCUGUAUUCCAAGAUGAUGCUGGAGCAGCAGCAGGAAAGAAGAACCACUUGAAGUGGCCGAUCCUUACUCCCAGAAAUCAGCAACGAUGGAGAACCAACAAUGAACCGCUUGGUCAUGAAAAAAGAUGGCUAGUGGAGCCCGUUGCUCACUGAUUGAAGUCAAGGGGCCCAGUUUCUGCUUUCACAAGGAAAGUCUGACAACACAAUAAUUGAAGACUUGACAGAUUCAUCAUUAUCUGAAAGAAGACGUGGGCAGCCCGAACGGAAACUCCCGAACAUCCAAACUAACAGCGGCACCCCCAACCCGCUGUCCCCUGCAAGUGACCAAGCCCAAAAUAGGAAUUUGUAGAGCGUCCGAUCGGGGUAGCCAAACAUCAACUCAUAACAACAUGACAGGUACCCGAAUGGGAGUUUUUAGAGAACCCCAUGAGCAUCCUGCAAAGGGAGGACAUCAUCCGAAGUCCAAACUACAUGCAUACACCAAACGAAGGACCAUAUGAGCAUCCUCUGCUGGAACUUUUUAGAGGACAUCCUCUGCCAACUAUUAGUUGAACAUUGGUUGAACUCGAUCAAGACACUGCUUUGCACAUACACCAAACGAAGGACCAUAUGAGCAAAUAGCCAUUCAAGCCUGCAACUCAACUGAACACCGCUCAAACCCGAGCGGGGGAAGCUUAGAACCAGCAGCACCCAGUUCGCUGCAGGGCCAACUUCCCGUCCGGGAACAUCAGAACUCCAUCAGUAUGCUUGGCCGAUUGGACUUUUCCUGACAAUCAAAGAAUUCCCGUCCGGGCAAAACACCGACCGGCAAAUCACCAGGCCGCCGUUCGGUUUUCCCGACCCGGUUAGCAAACAUCUGCCGGAUGGAGUCUGCCGCCGGGGCUCGGACCCACUGCCCUGUGGGUACACAGCUACACCAGGCCACUCACACGGAUAGAUCCAAGCUUCGGUCAUUUUCUAAAUGCAUGAGUUCUCCGCCUCAAUUAAUAACGAUCGAUCUGGCCACUCAACCCAGACCACCAUUCGCUUCCAUCUGCUCUGGCUUGCACAUCCCGUACGACGAAGCUUCAGCUAUAUCCCGGUUCAGUCCGGGAAGUUCCCGAACGGAAUCACCACCCUCACGUUGAGGAAAACAGGCCCUGAACGGGAAGUAUCGGGUCUUCGCCGAUCGAGAAUCGCCACCCUCACGUUGAGGAAAGCGGGCACCGAACAAGUGACUUAUAACGCCGAUCGAGAUUCGCCUCCCUCCAAGUUCUAAACAUGAGCAUGGGUUUGAUCUGACUGAGUUUGUACCGAAACACCACGAACCAGCCGAUCAGGGAUUUUUAUUUCCAAUCGAUGAGAUGGAUCACAUCUGCUCCAAAGGGAUGGGUUGAUGGGCCGUCUUCGGGUCCAGAAGAUUUUCCCCAGCCCAAAGCGAGAACCUAUUCAUGCUAUGGAGGCUACGUUAUUUGUAAUGGGGACAGACAAAUUCUCACCAAGCUAGUAUUUUGACCACACAGCUAAAGAUCAGCCCAUCCAGCUAAGUACCACAAUUGCAAAUUAAUUCCAUAUAGUGUUAAUAGGAAUGUUUGUUCUCACUGUUGGGCCGCGGGUAUGCGGUGCCAGCAACAGCCAGCCUGUCGGUGCAAUCGGACCGCGUGGCGCUUCGCAUGUGCUAUAAAUGGGGAGGAGCGUGCUACACUAUCAGCGAUUGCUUUUAGUAUAGCGGCUAAGGCUGUUGUAGAGGCAUCUGCAGCCUUCCCGGUUGCCAUAAAUCUGCAAGAAAUCAAACUUAAUGGGUUCAAUUUUGGUUAUCGGAACCAUCUUACCUUUUCUGUACAACUGCUUAAAAAAUCCCCCAAUUUAAGCGUGCUGGAGAUUAAUGCGGCAAAAGGUGGUAAUGAAGCUGUUUCAACACUUUCGGAGGGUGGUUUCUUCACUAGGGGUGAUCUGAAGAUCCUUAAAAGGGUGAAGAUCAAAGGGUUUAGAGGAAUGGAAGUUGAACUGCGUUUUGUGAAAUCACUAAUCUCAACAUCACCUUCAAUUGAGAAUGUUAUUAUUCGUGAAGCUGAAAAUAUCAAUGCCUCUCUUGCUUUCGAGGCUACAAAGAAGCUAUUGAGCUUUCCUCGCGCAUCUCCCAUAGCACAGCUUAUCUACAAGGGGUACAAACCCUAGGUCCCCAGCUAGCUAGCUAUGGCUGCUAUGCUUUGCAUUGGAGGGCAUACUAGUUCAAUUGUGAUAGUGAUAUGGUCAUAUUGUGUGCAGUGUGCAUACAUCCAUGCAUGCAUAGUAGUAAGGAGUACUUCUAUUCGCAUUUGGCUAGUAUGGUAAUGUACAAGUAUGCAUUUGUGAAAGUUUUGCUCCAUAUGUAAGUAUCGGAAUUGAACCUAGAUAUCUAAAUUAAAUCCCAUAUAUAAGUAUGCACUUAUGCGUAUUAGCUCAUUGAAUUGAUUAAGUGGAUCUUUAUCAAUCAAUUAUGCUCUGUCAUUUAUUUUUAAUUUAAUAUUUUGAUGAAAACGGUUAGCAACACAAGAGGGGGG